Molecule: messenger RNA, 443 nt
Organism: Dentiscutata erythropus
Lineage: Eukaryota; Fungi; Glomeromycota; Glomeromycetes; Diversisporales; Gigasporaceae
Source: the annotation of a GenBank genome assembly
AUGGAUACUGAAGAAAUUUAUUCUAAAGUUUACGAUUUUUUGGUAUCUGCCCCACCAAAACAUAUCACUGCAACCUCUGUUAUCUUUCAGGGAAUAGAAGAAGAUUCUGAGAUUUCGCAAAACGUUCUAAAAACUAUUGUAAACAGGGCUGUAGCAAACGUAAAUAAUCUGGCUACAACAAACAUUUCGCGUCGUACAAAACUUCUCCAAAUUAAUCCGCAGGAGUUGGAGGAUGAUGAACUGCGAGAUUCCUUUAUGGAACCGAAACGGAAAAUAGUACCAAGAUCUCUUCCAACAAUUGUGCAAAGAAAAUGUAAAGAAUUUGUGAAUAGUUUUAUUGAGAAUCAUGUAAUCAGCUUACCGCGAAAACUUACUCAUAACGGGGAGUGGAAAGAAUCUGGUCCUGAGCUUGCAAAUGUUACUGAGAAAAUUUUAGAUUCGUU